Messenger RNA from Platichthys flesus (European flounder), 2648 nucleotides. RefSeq names its product glypican 3 (gene gpc3). The transcript has 8 exons. Bases 304 to 2058 code for a protein of 584 amino acids. The record is from RefSeq and is a predicted model, not a curated record. Gene Ontology annotation, biological process: cell migration; regulation of protein localization to membrane; positive regulation of canonical Wnt signaling pathway. Gene Ontology annotation, cellular component: cell surface; plasma membrane; extracellular region. Lineage: Eukaryota; Metazoa; Chordata; Actinopteri; Pleuronectiformes; Pleuronectidae.
UGAGCGCGCUCACAAGGCUUUGCGCUCGUUCGUGUGCGCAGCUACAGCCGAGAGGGGUGAUGCACGUGAAGAGGGACUCUUAAGUUGUUGUAGUCGGGGUAUCGCUUCACGAAGAGGCGCAGCUCUCCGGUUGGACGCACGGGCGCACGGGGGAGAAACUAAACACCCAGCGGAAGGAUGCUGAGCGGAGCGGAUCCAGGAGCUGCAGCCUCACCUCGUCAACUCAACACGGCUCCGUCCUCCUGUAACUUUUAACGCACUGAAGUUGAUCCAGCUCUCUGUCGCUCUCUGCUCGCCUCUGCCAUGGCUGCUUCGUCAGCCCGCGGUGCUCUCUUUCUGUGCGCCUUCCUCCAGCUGUUCUCCCUGCCCGGCGGACAGGUGCCAAACUGCCAGGAAGUGCGCACCGUGUUCCAGUCCCUCCACCCGGGCUCCAAAUGGGUCCCCGAAACCCCAGUGUCAGGUUCGGAUCUGCAGGUUUGCCAAACAAAAGGCCCGACCUGCUGUUCCAAGAAGAUGGAGGAGCGGUAUCAGGUAGCCGCACGCAGCAACAUGGAGUCUGGUCUGCAGGUGGUCAGCGCUCAACUCAAACGCCUCAUCAUCCAGAACGCUGCCAUUUUCCAAGAGGCCUUUGACCUGGUGCUGCGUCAUGGACGCAACUCCACCCUGGCUAUGCUGAAGUCGGAGUUCCCAGGGCUCGGAGCUGGGGCCCAGAGCUCGGUCGGGCAGCUCUUCCUCGACAUGGCGCUUUACAUCCUUGGCUCAGAUUCCACAGUGGACCACAUGGUGGCGGUGCUCUAUGGCCGCCUCUUCCCCCUUGCAUACCGCCGCCUGCUGGGAGGCAGUGUGUCCGCUGCGACUGAGGAAUGUAUAAGAGGAGCCUGGAAGGACUCAGCAGCAUUUGGUCCUUAUCCCAAAUUGAUGAUGACCCGUCUGUCCCGUUCCCUCCUGGCCACGCGGGUCUUCCUGCAGGCACUGAACUUGGGCAUUGAGGUUGUGAACACGACGGACCACCUGCGGCCCAGCCGGGACUGUAGCAGGGCCCUGCUGAGGCUGUGGUACUGCCCGCACUGCCAGGGCAUGCUGGGGCCGCCAGCCUGCAGAGGCUUCUGUCAGGCAGUGAUGCAGGGCUGCCUGGGGGGAGCGGCCGAGGUGCAACCUCAUUGGAGGACAUACGUAGACGGACUGGGGAAGCUGGCUGGUUCCAUGAGGGGAGAGCAGGACAUGGAAGCUGUCGUUCUUAGACUCCCCUCAAUGAUCAAACUGGCUCUCAAGCACGCUGUGAACGCACGCAGCCGCCUUACUGCCCUGGUGAAUGGGAUGUGCGGGCAGACUCCUCAGCGGGCCUCCCGUUCAGUCGGGGCCCCUCCUCCUCCUCAGCCGCCCGCAGCCUCUGCCGCCCGCAGUGUACAGACCUCACCCUCAGGCGACUCUGAUGAGACUUUGGCUGGCCUCCGCAGGGAGUUCAUAUCCAACCUGAGGGGCUUCAGCUCCUUCUACAGUGGUCUUGGGGAGGCAUUGUGCAGCCGAGAGCCUGCACCAGCAAACCACUCCCUCUGCUGGAACGGGCAGGAGAUGACAGACAGGUUUCCCGGGCCCAGCCUGAAGCGAGUGCACCCAGGCUCUGAGUCCAAAAGCAACAAGCCCCCUGAGCCAAUCAUCAGCCAGAUCAUAGACAAACUCAAACACAUCAACCAGCUGCUGCGGCUUGUGACGGUAUCUGAGAAACGCUGGCGAGCCCGGUCCCGUGGUGGCGGAGUGGACGGGUGGAGUGACGAUGGGGACGAGGGAUUCCAGAGCGGCGACUGUGACGAUGAAGACGAAUGCACUGGAGUGUCAGGGCUGGGGCCGCCCCCGAGACGCAAGCGGCUGCGCAUCUUUGCAGAUCUCGCUGAUAACCUGGCAAUGGAAGACUUCACCUUCCAGGAGCAGCUGCUGACCCCCCGGCUCGCCACAGCUGGCGUCGGAGGCGUCUCCUCACCCACGGCUCCGCUCAGGAGGAGCUACCUGGUCCUGACGCUCCAUGUGACGCUGGCUCUGCUGCUGCUAUGUCUCCACUGACCUGUGCACUCACACUCUCUCAUCACCUCUUUACCUUAGGAUUCAAUAUAAACUCUGUGGAACAUGUCAAACUUUGGAUCAUCGAAAGGAAGCAUGAACUACAGAAAUUGGUACAUUCCUUCAGAAAGAACUUGUUUUGUUUUAUUAAAAAUCACUCGACAAACGUAUAAAAGCACACCAGAUAACCCCUUGGCGUUGUGUAAAUAAGAAACCCAUCUUCUGGUCCGCUCCCACUAUACCCUCUUAUUCACUGGUCAAAAAACCCACUAACACCCACUUACUUCUGGCUUUUGUCUGCAAUGUGAAUGGAUAUAAUCAGCAUUCUAUCCUGGGUAUCCCGCAGUAGAUGCAGGUUUUUAUCAGCUCGGGCAGUGAUGGAAAUGUGACACCAGGGUGAACAUAUACUUGCCUACUCUGGUGUAAAAAGAGGUAUGUGGUAGUGACUAUAUUUGUGCCCUGUCGCCUCACCUCCUCUUUGCCCUCAUACUGACAUUUAUAGUUACAAUGUGGCAAAGACCCCCCAUCAUUAGUCAACUCUGACAUGGGGCCCGUAAGGGAAGCACUUCUUGGGAAAACAGACACUCAACUGC